This is a messenger RNA of Lycium barbarum (goji berry), 817 nucleotides long. RefSeq lists its product as uncharacterized. Lineage: Eukaryota; Viridiplantae; Streptophyta; Magnoliopsida; Solanales; Solanaceae. The transcript has 3 exons. The coding region runs from base 254 to 517 and encodes 87 amino acids. The record is from RefSeq and is a predicted model, not a curated record.
AAUAGACGCGAGGGAGCUGACCAUAGUACGUGGCAACAAACCCGUGAGAGCGCAGAAUCUGGAACUUUCAACUGGUUUCGGCAAUCCUCUAUUCCGAGAAUCCAAUUGUUAUUCAGCACGCCACUCGCUUGCCACAUCAUCAAUAGUAUAAGCUAGCCAUAUUUAUGGGUGACACCUCGGUUCUGCUGACUUUGUCAUCAAGCCACGACUUUUUUUUUACAGUAUUAAAAAUCCUAUCUAGGAGAAGAUAAUUAUGGCCAUGAGAUCUGUCGUUUCAAGCAGUGGACUUCGUCGUUUAAUGGAAGGUGGUGGGCGAUCAUCGGUUUCGGGUCUUCGUUACUUCAGCGACAGCACAGGUCGAAUUCUCAGUGAAGAAGAACGUGCUAAAGAGACCGUUUACAUUCAGAAAAUGGAAAGGGAGAGGAUGGAGAAGGCGAGAAAGAGGGCUGAAAAGGAGAGAGCUGAAAGAGAGAAAGCUGACAAGCAGAAGGCUGAAGAAGAGGCUCAUAAGAGCUGAAGUGGGUUAUCUGCAACUCUUGCUUUCAAGUCCUGUUGAUAAAAAUAAUGUUAUGCUGACCGUGUCGCUCCUCAUCGGGCUUGUCCUUGUACAGAAUAUGCUUUAAUAAUCUUGCUUAGUCCGUCCGUACUGUUAUGUAUGAUGGCUUGUAAACUUGCUGUUUUAAAUAUCAGUCUUGUCUUUAAUUUGGCUAUCUACAUUAUGCUUCUUGAGCCGCUUUGGUGAAUCAUAAUGUAAAUUCCAGCCUCUAGCUUUUAGAUUAAAGAUGAAGGUUGAAAUAUAUUGAUUUUUAUUAGUGUC